AUGAGGUGUAAAUGUAUAAAGAGGGAUAAUAGUCAACUUACUCAACUGGAACGUGAUGUAGAAAGAUGUCUCCAAGAUAUUGAGACUUCCAGUAGUGAUGAAGAAAUGAAAGUAAUUAUACACUCUGUAACAUUCUCUACAGCAAAGGAAGUUGAUUGUGGAGAUCGCAAAGCAGUGGCGAUAUUUGUGCCAUAUGCAAUUUUCAUGGCAUAUAUUAGAAGAGUUCAAGGUCGUCUUAUUGCUGAACUUGAGAAGAAACUAAAGUGCCCAGUAGUAAUGAUUGCUCAAAGAACAAUUCUACCUAAGAAUUACCGUAAAUUUGGUUUUAAGAAUCGUCCACGUUCAAGGACUUUGACGGCUGUUCAUGAUGCACUUUUAGAGGACAUUUGUGGACCAGGUGACAUUGUAGGUAAAAGAUUACGUUAUCGUGUGGAUGGGUCGACUGUAUUAAAGGUAUUACUUGAUCCUAAAGAUAAAGAUAAGGACAUUGCUGAUAAACUUGAUGUUUUUGGUGCAGUUUACAAGAGACUAACUAAUAGAGAAGCUUUAUUCCAGUUUCCACCAACUAAUUGUUACCCUGGGAAACUUGGUCUUUAG
Cryptosporidium muris RN66 is the source of this 597-nucleotide messenger RNA. Its product is annotated as 40S ribosomal protein S7, putative. Gene Ontology annotation, cellular component: cytosolic small ribosomal subunit; small-subunit processome; ribosome. The transcript has a single exon. Gene Ontology annotation, molecular function: structural constituent of ribosome. Gene Ontology annotation, biological process: translation; rRNA processing; ribosomal small subunit biogenesis. Bases 1 to 597 code for a protein of 198 amino acids. The record is from RefSeq and is a predicted model, not a curated record. Lineage: Eukaryota; Apicomplexa; Conoidasida; Eucoccidiorida; Cryptosporidiidae.